AGACUACACGUCGCGCCUCGCUGACCGUCCCUGCGACUCCAGUCUCUCGACUGCCGUUUGUCUGUUGGAAUGAAGUACGGCGAUACCCUGCGGCAGAGGUCCAUACCAGAAUGGGGCCAUUACAACAUUGAUUACGACUACCUCAAGGAACUCAUCAAGCACCAGACCACGCCCGGCACCAACAAGGCCGUCUCCAUCCCAGGACAGGGCGAGAGCACCGAGCGGGCCUUUGGCGACACCUUCUUCAGGGUGCUCGCGGAGCAACAUGAUCGCAUCAACCUAUUCGUGCGAAGCAAGAGCGGCGAGAUCGAGCGGCGGCUGGAGCACAUCAGCAAGACGCUGCAGCAGCUGCGCGCAAAACGCGACCCUGCGAGCGGGCGUCUGGCAGCCCGAACCGUCGAGAGAUAUGCAAAGAUUGAGGCGGACGUCAUUAGGACUGGCGAAGAAAUAAGAUCGCUUUCCCGCUUCCAAGUCACCCAACGUACCGGCUUCAUCAAGAUCUUGAAAAAGUACAAGCGCUGGACCAAAGACAAGGAACUUGCUCAUGUCUUCAAGCAGGAGAUUGGCAGCCGCCCAGACAGUCUGUUUCAGCUGGAUCUAGGCUAUCUGCUAGACCAAUUUGUCGACGCACUCGACACGCUUCGCUCUGCUUUCGACGUCGAUGGCACAUCAGCUGCCAAUGCCACCCACGUUACCGGCCAGUCGUCGGCUGCGCGUAUAUCACGGAGUCUGGAGAAGGGAGAUGACAUAGACUUCGACCUAGCGCUUGACACGGUCCCUCUGGGCUCAAAAGGAAACAAGGCAACAUAUUGGAUACACCCGGACCACGUUGUUGAGGCACAGGUGCUGCUGCUUCAGCACAUGCGACUUUACAUCAACAAAACAAGGCGCAAUUCGUCCGUCCGGGGAACGCCGCUUCGCCGCUACCCUUCGACAGCCAACAUUGACACCUACUUUGGCAACGAAGACACAACUGGACUUGUUGUGCUCGACCACGCCGAGGCCUUUGCUUUUAAGCAAAAUGCAAGUACUAUAGGCGCGGCCGAAGAGACGCAAGGCGUAACGGGCAUCAAGGCAGCCGGUCAGGUGCGUUGUUGCGCAUCAGAGCAAGCGGCAGUUGUUGUUUGUACCGACGCCGAUACCCCACAUCCAUCGCCAGACAGUGUCAGGAUGGCAAAGAUGGAACGUAAAUCUUUGACAAGAUUCUUGGAUACAUCUGCCGACGAAGAUAAUGUGAAGCACGCUGGCAGUCCCACAGAGUCCACAAAGGACAACGCCCUGGCUAUUCGCCAAUGGCUUACCGAGCAUCAAUCUACCAAGCCCAUUGCCGGUGCACUCUUCAAGCGCACAAGGUUUACUGGGCUCCACAACAACUCUGCAGGAGGUAUAUGGGCAACUCUGGACAGGGACGUCUGCUUUACGGAGAGCUUAUAUAACGACCUGCAAGACGAUGACUGGACGGUGGCUGCCCGCUCAGAGUCAGCUAAGAAGUUUCCUCAUGCCAUUCUAGAGAUCCGCCGUGAGGGCAAUCAGGCUACGUCUCUUAUCCAGACUCUUGACCGAAGUCAUUUGGUCGAGCGUGUCCGAGGUUUUUCUUUGGAAGCACACACUGUAUGGGCUUGCUGCAAGCCGAGUGCCAUGCCUGCGCCUUUUUGGGUCGCCCUCUUAGACAAGGACAUCCGCAAGCUGCCGGAGCCUGUCAAACGACGGAGUCGAAAAGCUAGGGACAGCACAAACGCAUCAGUAUCUCAACUCUCUCCCCCAGCCACUUCGACAUCCAACACAUCGUAUGACGGUCAGUCUAGCCCGCUUGCGUCACGCUACGAAGAGUCUUCUGCAACCUCGGUGCAUGAGUUUGUCGACCCACCACCACUGCGGGCGUUCAGGAAGAAGAGCCGCAAGCCCUUUUCCGACUACCCUGAGCCAAUGGUUUCGGCCGAGCCAGAGCCAGAGGUACAGCAACGGUACUGGAAUGAGUAUGAUAAUCCUGAAGAUGAAGAAACAGGCUAUUAUAUCUAUGUCGACCCCGACGCGCCAGUCAAGUUUCCCGGACAAGACUUUUUUGCAGCAUGCGCAAGGAAAACGAGAAGACUAUUUGGAAUCAAAGAGGAGCCUGACGAGGAAUCCCUCUCUGGCAUGGAAGACUCGGACGAUGACACUAUCGACUCAUCGCCUAUAAUUCGCGCGGCAAACUAUGGGGCAAUAGCAUCCAACGGACAGGAUGCAGGACACAAAGGCUACUUCAGCACGCUGUUCCGGUCGCUGCGUGACCCUCGCCGUGAUGCGGAUAUACUGAACGAGCGGCGGGCACUGCUGGGCCAAGUUGAGAGUCACCAGCACAAGGUGGAGAUGACCAAACUACGGUUUUACUCGACUGCUCUGGGUGCCGCUGUUGUGCUGGACCUCAUUCUGGGCCUCAUGACAAUAACCAGCCGGAAGAAGGAGAGAGGUGUUGUGGAUGCUGGCGUCAUGAUUGGUACCAUCUGCACCCUCGUCUUGUGUGUUGUUGCUGUCAUCAGCAUGCAGACGCGGAGAGAGCGAUUGGGGUGGGUGCAUCAGGGGGUGGUGUUGAGCAUCACGGGUGGGGUAGUGGCGGUGGAUGUACUGCUUUUACUGUGGGUAAUACGGAUUUAGCAAAAGGGGGUGCGCCUGGGUCCAAUUUUUCGGCGGCCGUGUGUUCUGUUGGGUAUCUGGAGGCGUCUUGGGCUGGGGCGCGAUUGACGGCGGCGUGCUUGGGAUUUGGGUAAAUGUAUGUGCAUGCUGGCGCAUGUGGAUAGGAUUGGGCAUCGAGGGGAGAGAUGGC
Molecule: messenger RNA, 2803 nt
Organism: Exserohilum turcica Et28A
Lineage: Eukaryota; Fungi; Ascomycota; Dothideomycetes; Pleosporales; Pleosporaceae
Exons: 4
Coding region: 70-2634 (854 amino acids)
Biological process (GO): polyphosphate metabolic process; vacuolar transport; vacuole fusion, non-autophagic
Cellular component (GO): fungal-type vacuole membrane; vacuolar transporter chaperone complex
Source: RefSeq, a predicted model, not a curated record